Marasmius oreades (fairy-ring Marasmius) is the source of this 1020-nucleotide messenger RNA. RefSeq lists its product as uncharacterized. Gene Ontology annotation, molecular function: thiolester hydrolase activity; palmitoyl hydrolase activity. Gene Ontology annotation, cellular component: lysosome. Lineage: Eukaryota; Fungi; Basidiomycota; Agaricomycetes; Agaricales; Marasmiaceae. The record is from RefSeq and is a predicted model, not a curated record. The coding region runs from base 1 to 1020 and encodes 339 amino acids. The transcript has 5 exons.
AUGUUGCUCUCCCUCAUUCUCGGGGUGUUGGUCGUAACGCUCUCGCUUGCAUCUCCCACUCAACACUCUAAAAAUCCUAGGCCACUUGCAAUAUGGCAUGGCAUGGGUGACUCUCACUCUUCGCCAGGGAUGCUGGAAUUCUCCAACAUGAUCCGGCAAGUUCAUCCGGGUAUUUUCAUUCAUUCGGUAUACAUCGAGAAGGAGUUAGAUAAGGACAAACAAGCAACCUACUAUGGUAAUGUUAACGACCAAAUUGAACUUGUUUCAAAGCAACUCGCGGAUAUACCUGAGCUUGCUGGGGGAUUUGAUGCUAUUGGGUUCUCUCAAGGUGGCCAAUUCCUUCGGGCAUACGUUGAGAGGAACAAUAGCCCACCCAUUCGGAAUCUUAUCACAUUUGGCUCACAGCACAUGGGUGUCUCUGAUAUAGCGAAAUGCGGGCGGUUUGACGUUAUGUGUCAGGUUGCCAGAAGGGCGGUUAAGGCUGGAGUGUAUAGUGAGUGGGCCCAGCAAAAUCUUGUUCAGGCUCAGUACUACCGUGAUCCGGCCAACCUGCCACACUAUUUCUCAGCGAACAAAUUCCUGACAUCUAUCAAUAACGAAAUUCAAGGGAGCCAUAAUGAAACAUAUGCAACCAACCUUGCGUCGCUGGAAAAUCUUGUUCUCAUCCUGUUCACAGAAGACACAACGGUCAUACCCAAGGAAAGCGCUUGGUUCGGGAGUGAAGUCAUUGAAGACGAAUCACACGUCUAUAGGGAAGAAGAGGAGAUCGAUUACGAUGAGGAAAACUUGAGAGGACAAGAACGAAUCGGAAAAGUACAAGUACCGAGGAGGAACGAAAAAUUACUUGAUCGAACUAUACUUCCCAUGAAGAUGCAGCCGUUGUACAAGGAAGAUUGGAUUGGGCUCAAAGAACUUGAUGAGAGGAACGGCGUGGUGUUUGACGUUUGUGAAGGGACCCAUAUGGAUAUCGGGGAAUGCUGGGAGCGCCUGGUCAGAAAAUGGGUUGGUGAAGUUGUUUAG